AUGAGUAUUCUUCAAAGUGAUCCUCACGUUCUAGCUCUAGCGAUACAGGGCGCACACAAGAAAACGAGCACGACACCACCACCAAUGAUCAGAGCAACCAUAGCUAAAAUCGUCCAUGAGGUGGAAGACGGUAUAACUCGAGCAGAAAGAAGUCUCUUAGCAGUUGGUAGCUCAGUUAAUUCGUCGGUGCUCAAACCCAGUCUCUUGGCCUUGUUGAGCAAGAACCUGAAUCGCCGUGACGCCUUUUCGCAGGACAUCUUCGACGUGGUCUCCCAGUGUAUAUUCCAAGAUUUUUCAAACUGCGAACAGCCUCAUUGGGAUCGAAUCAAAUCCUUCGUGUCUUUGUUUUAUCCGUUUUUCGAAGAACAACUUAUCCUACUGGUAUAA
Megachile rotundata (alfalfa leafcutting bee) is the source of this 387-nucleotide messenger RNA. RefSeq lists its product as uncharacterized. Lineage: Eukaryota; Metazoa; Arthropoda; Insecta; Hymenoptera; Megachilidae. The record is from RefSeq and is a predicted model, not a curated record.